Lactuca virosa is the source of this 824-nucleotide messenger RNA. Lineage: Eukaryota; Viridiplantae; Streptophyta; Magnoliopsida; Asterales; Asteraceae. The record is from the annotation of a GenBank genome assembly.
AUGGCUAUCCUAUCCAAAGGAACACGAAUUGGAUCUCCUCCAAGCUUAAGUUGUGGCAAAAUAUUCCAACUUCUUUGCUUUCCUCAUCUUCGGGAAAUGGCAACCACCGCACAUUCGAUUUCCACCACCAUUAUUGACGGCAAGGCUCCUCCACGACCAUCAGCUGCCCCUGCAUCCUCCCAGUGUGUCACGCUUCCAUCUCUCCCACCCCCACCUCUCAAGCAGCAGAACCGUGCUUGGAAGGCAACUGGCUACUGUCGAAAGUUAGCACGGAAUGUUGCUGCCAUGGCCACUGGAGAGGCAGCACCUGCUGAGGCUGUCUCAACCGAAUUUCCAGAGCUCAUUAAACCAAUCCAAGAGGCAUGGGACAAAGUUGAAGAUAAAUAUGCAGUGAGUUCUCUUGCUGUGGCCGGAGUUGUAUUUCUUUGGGGCUCCGCAGGAAUGAUCUCGGCAAUAGAUAGGCUUCCAUUAAUUCCAGGAGUUCUGGAGCUUGUUGGAAUCGGUUGUACUGGAUGGUUUGCUUACAAGAACCUGGUCUUUAAACCUGAUAGGGAAGCAUUAAUUGAAAAGGUUAAAUGCACAUACAAAGACAUUAUUGGGACCAGUUGAACGGGUUUACAACGCCUCGAUUUGAGUAUCAACCUCAAGAAAAUCUAUAUUUCCUUUCAUCAUCUUUUUAUUAUAUUCCAAAAAUAAAUUUUUAACAGGAGAAAGCAUGUGAUGAUGAACAUCUUUUGAAGGCACAUAUGUCCAUAUAAUUCAUAAUUUGUAUCGUUUACUUUAUUUAAUGCAUGAUCACUCUCAUUCUUCCCAAGCUUGCCAUC